CCGACUGUUGAGCAAAAAACAACGGUGAUAAUGACGAAAGUCAUGGCCUGUGUUUGAGCUAUUUUGUAUUAACAAGGCUAGCCGUAAUAGGAACCUCAUUUCACCAAGAUACCACCCAAUCGAGAAAUGGCCGAAAAAGGUGAUCACGUUGCUACUCCAGUUCCUUCGCAUUCUUUGGACCAUUCCAUUCCAAAAUCCUGGGAAGCAUCAAAUCUGGACGAGUUGGAACUGUUGAAAAAAGAGGUUUCGAGGCUGCGGCUUGAGAACAGUGUGCUCACGGAUGCCAAGAAUCGAGACGAGAUUCUUCAGCAGAUGCGUUCCCGUCUGUUGGAGUAUAUUGAGAUGAGCGCGAGGCCGUACAAAUCAUGCUGUAAGCAGUUUUACAAGCAACAUGCGAAUGAUAAGGCUGACAUCGAAGGCUUCGAGGUGCUGUUCAGCUGCUUGGCCGAAAUGCAGCGACAAUGUUAUAUAGAAGAACAAAUUAUCUAUGCGAUCAGGCAGAAGAAUGAGAUCUGUGAGGUAGUUAGGGACCAUCUAUCCAACACACUGAAGCAGUUGAAAAAGAAGUAUCGACGGCUCCGAACACGACACGCUGAGAUCGUUAUUUUGCCAGCAGCUAAAAAAGUGUUGGAUACAAUUCCAAAAAAAAUAUACUAUACCCAACGUAAAAAAGAGUCGAGGCUCAUUCCAGAUAAACGAUUGUAGAACGAAGCGAAAUUAUCAUUCGUUUUGGUGCAUGACCCUGAAUUAUUUGUGAAACAAUUUCUGGACGCUGCCAUCGCUUUCAAUUUUGUCACCAAGAUGAGAGGCUGAUCAUUAAAUCUCAUUAAAACCAACCAAAUUCCCUUAUCCCGUCGUCGAUCAUCGCCCAGCAACAAAUACACUAUUCCAUUAUACACUUAGUGGAAACUUGCCAGCCAAGAGUCUUAUAAUAAAAUAAUCUUCUCUUCGCAUCUCA
Messenger RNA from Toxorhynchites rutilus septentrionalis, 958 nucleotides. RefSeq lists its product as uncharacterized. The transcript is spliced from 3 exons. The record is from RefSeq and is a predicted model, not a curated record. The coding region runs from base 127 to 705 and encodes 192 amino acids. Lineage: Eukaryota; Metazoa; Arthropoda; Insecta; Diptera; Culicidae.